GACCCCUCUGCUAGGUCAAAUUGAUACACGGUAUUCAAGAACAUUGUUCUCACAGUUCAAUAAUACCACUACGAAGAUUCAGUCAUGGCAGUCAAUGGAAAAUUAGCUCUCCUCAGUGUAUCAGAUAAAACAGGUCUGAUACCUUUGGCGAAAUGUCUCUCCGAAAUCGGCCUUGGAUUAGUUGGUAGCGGAGGUACAGCUUCAGCUCUUCGCAAUGCUGGUUUUAAAGUUCAGGAUGUGUCCGAUAUCACUGGAGCUCCAGAAAUGCUCGGAGGACGUGUCAAGUCUCUUCAUCCAGCUGUUCAUGCUGGGAUAUUAUCAAGGCUUACAGACUCCGAUCAGGCUGAUAUGAAGCGUCAAAAGUUUGACAUGAUAAGCGUAGUUGUCUGCAACCUCUACCCAUUUGUUGAGACCGUAUCAAAGGCUGACGUCACUAUCGCUGAUGCGGUAGAGAACAUCGACAUUGGAGGUGUAACAUUACUUAGAGCAGCUGCCAAGAACCACGACAGAGUAACUGUCAUUUGUGACCCCACAGAUUAUGACAAAGUCAUUAAGGAAUUAAAAGAGAGCAAUGAUCAUCAAACUUCAUUGGAUACAAGGCAAAAAUUGGCUUUAAAGGCUUUCACACACACUUCCCAGUAUGAUGUUCAUAUUUCUGACUACUUCCGAAAGCAAUAUUCAGCAGGUCAAUCACAGCUGACUCUGAGAUAUGGUAUGAACCCACAUCAAAAGCCAGCUCAAGUUUUCACAACCCAUGAUCGCUUGCCGCUAACCACUUUGAACGGAUCUCCUGGUUUCAUAAAUCUUUGCGACGCUUUAAACGCAUGGCAACUGGUCCUUGAAUUAAAAGAGGCCUUAGGUCUUCCAGCAGCCACCAGCUUCAAACACGUUUCACCCGCUGGAGCGGCUGUCGGUCUUCCUUUGACGAAAGAAGAGGCGGCAGUGUGCAUGGUGGCAGAUCUCCUGCCACAGCUCAGUCCGCUGGCGUGCGCCUACGCACGCGCACGAGGCGCAGACCGCAUGAGCUCCUUCGGGGACUUCAUCGCCAUCUCCGACGAGUGCGAUGAGAUCACCGCUAGGAUCAUUUCUCGGGAGGUGUCGGACGGCAUCGUAGCGCCCGGGUACACUCCCGCCGCGCUUGCAGUGCUCAAAAAGAAAAAGGGUGGCAACUACUGUGUGCUCCAGAUGGAUCCCAAUUAUAGACCGGACUUGAUGGAGCAGAAGACGAUUUUCGGUCUCACUCUCGAACAGAGACGUAACGACGCAAAGAUUACAUCGGAACUUUUCAAAAACAUCGUCACCACCAACAAAGAUCUGCCCCCGGGUGCCGUGAGGGAUCUCAUCAUCUCAACGAUCGCAUUAAAAUAUACACAGAGUAAUUCCGUAUGCUACGCGAGGGAUGGACAGGUGAUCGGCAUCGGCGCGGGGCAGCAGUCGCGCAUCCACUGCACGCGGCUGGCGGGCGGCAAGGCGGCGCUGUGGUGGACGCGCGCGCACCCGCGCGUGCUCGCCGCCGCCGCGCGCGCCCGCGCCGGCCUCUCGCGGGCCGUGCUGUCCAACGCCAUCGACAACUACGUCAACGGCACCAUCGGAACGGAUCUGCCCCUAGAUCAAUGGAAAAGCUUGUUUGAAGGGGAACCGCCCGCACUUCUCACGGCCGAAGAGAGAGACGAGUGGGUCAAGAAGUUGGACAAAGUAGCACUCGCUUCAGAUGCAUUUUUCCCCUUCAGAGAUAAUAUUGACAGAGCUGUUCAGUGUGGUGUGGAAUACAUCGGAAGUCCGUCGGGAUCUAACAAUGACAAGGAAGUGAUUGAUGCUUGCAAUGAACACAAAAUUGUACUUGCUCAUACAAGCCUUAGACUUUUCCAUCAUUAAAGUAUUUAAUUUCAAAUCAUUAGUAUUGUAAGAAAAAUGAGUUUAAUUAUUAAUGUAUAAUGUAUUCAUAGAAUCUUUACAUAUCUAUUAUUUACUAAAAUUAAAAAUUCAAGAGUUAUUUGAAUAAUAUCUAAAAUACUCUACAAAACAUUCCUUAAAGUGCCUUAUAUUAAAAUACAAAUAAAUGUAGGAUUUUUAUAUCCAUUUAAUAAAGAUGAUCUGAAACAUG
Vanessa tameamea is the source of this 2104-nucleotide messenger RNA. RefSeq names its product bifunctional purine biosynthesis protein ATIC. Gene Ontology annotation, molecular function: IMP cyclohydrolase activity; phosphoribosylaminoimidazolecarboxamide formyltransferase activity. The transcript has 10 exons. The coding region runs from base 85 to 1875 and encodes 596 amino acids. The record is from RefSeq and is a predicted model, not a curated record. Gene Ontology annotation, cellular component: cytosol. Lineage: Eukaryota; Metazoa; Arthropoda; Insecta; Lepidoptera; Nymphalidae. Gene Ontology annotation, biological process: 'de novo' IMP biosynthetic process.